UGUCGCGUGCGAACUUCAUCUCUGGUCUUACUUUGCCCCUUACGCUUUCUUGUAAAUCCAAACCCUUUUUCCAAGGUGCCUGAGCACGCGACACAUACCCAGGUUGUUGCAGCCUCUUGGUGCUAGCAAAAUCAACGGCAGUAUGAAGACCAUGAAUAGUAUUCUGCCGUCGAAACGGAUCAUUGCGAGUUAUAUCUUCGAUUGGAUUGUUAUAAUUGCGAUUGCAGGUGUCGGAGGCGGCUUCAACUCUAUAUCCCCGAAUCAUCGACCAUUUUCCCUACUCGACCUCUCCAUAUCCCUCCCCUACGUACACAAAGAGAAGAUCCCGACAUGGUUGCUCAUCGUUGUUGGACUUGUCAUACCCGCCAUCAUAGUGUUCCUCGUUUGCUUGAUAUUCGUUCCUGGUCGGGCAGUUAGCAGAGGCACGCCAAAGGCCCUUGUAUGGCGGAGGAAGUUUUGGGAAUGGAACACCGGCUGGAUGGGCCUCGCGCUCUCCCUUGCUACGGCUUUCAUGAUCACAGAGGGCAUGAAGAACCUCUUCGGAAAACCUCGCCCUGACCUCCUCUCUCGAUGCAAUCCGAAAGUAUCCCAGGUAUCCGCAGACCGCCUAGGUGGCGACGGAAUGGAUCUCUCCCCUCUCUGGGUCCUCGUCAGCUCUAGCAUCUGCCAACAGACAGACAAAAGUAUCCUAGACGAUGGAUUCCGCAGCUUUCCCAGCGGCCACUCAUCCUUCUCCUGGGCCGGCCUCCUCUACCUAACCCUCUUCCUCUGCUCCAAGUUCGCCAUUGCCAUCCCCUUCCUCCCUCCCCGUCCCUACUCCCAAGACCCCACCUACACCAACCUCUCCGCCUCCAAAACCGCCCUCCCCGCCUACCACUCCCGCGAAAACACAGACGGCAGCAACAGUUCUAGCUCCAAGAAGCCGCGGUCCGAAGACACCUUCCCUUCACAAACACUUGUACAGAACCAGCAUAUCGUCCCCAUCCGCAACCAAGCCGCAGCUCCCCCUGUUUACGUUCUUGUCCUCGCGUUGAUACCUAUCUGCGCUGCCAUCUAUAUCUCCAGCACCCGCUUCUCUGAUUUUCGCCAUCACGGAUUCGAUAUCUUGUUUGGGUCGGCGAUUGGGAUCAUCUGCGCCUACUUCAGCUUCCGCUGGUAUCACCUGCCCAUCCGGCAGGGCGCCGGGUGGAGUUGGGGCGCGCGGAGUCGGGAUCGUGCGUGGUUCAUUGGGGUGGGCAGGGGGAGUUAUGUCGGGACCGAAGGAUGGGCUGCGGAGAGUGCGGAUGAGAAUGUUAGGAAGCAGAGCGCGGUAUUGGGAGGUGGGCUGGAUGGGGCGAAGGACGGAGAAACGCCCAGGGGAGAAGAGGCUGUGUAAUAGGCAUGAAAUUGGAUGGAUCUGCGUUGUGCUGAGGCAUCGGUCGUGUCUGGGCCACAGCGUGGCGUUGGUAGGUAGAUUGAGUAUUCUCUAUAAUCGGGUUAAUUUUCCAAGCGGUUGCCGUUCUGCGGUGUGUGUUUGAGGAACCUUUGACACCGUCAGCAUGAGUGUUUCUAGUGUUCUGAACCUGUGUCUGAUUUCCAUGUCGGAGAAGUUUAUACCAGCUCGCAAUCCUCGUAGCAUGCUGAAGCCCUCCUUCCAUUGCCGUCAUGUCUAUUUCCAGCUCUGAUCACAUUUCCUGAUCUCCACCCCCAAGAUCUCUACAUCCUCCUGCGCUU
This is a messenger RNA of Mytilinidion resinicola, 1713 nucleotides long. Its product is annotated as PAP2-domain-containing protein. Gene Ontology annotation, biological process: phospholipid metabolic process. The transcript is spliced from 4 exons. The record is from RefSeq and is a predicted model, not a curated record. Gene Ontology annotation, molecular function: phosphatidate phosphatase activity. NCBI's taxonomy places the organism in Eukaryota, Fungi, Ascomycota, Dothideomycetes, Mytilinidiales, Mytilinidiaceae. The coding region runs from base 143 to 1375 and encodes 410 amino acids.